This is a messenger RNA of Mesorhabditis belari, 4101 nucleotides long. The record is from the annotation of a GenBank genome assembly. Lineage: Eukaryota; Metazoa; Nematoda; Chromadorea; Rhabditida; Rhabditidae.
AUGGGUAGAGCCGAAAGGGUUCCACUAAAAAGUGAAGAGCCGCCACCUGGGGAUGGAAAAAUCUACGAUGGAGUCAGAUUGAAGCCGAAUCCGGCAAAGACAGCCAAUGUAUUCUCGAGGAUAUUUUUCUGGUAUAUGGGUCCACUCUUUCUACGCGGUUUUCGUCACAAUCUUGAGUCAUCCGACAUGUUUGAGCCAUUGCCCGAUCAGGAGAGUAAAGCCGCCACGGAGCAAUUGAGAACGGCCUGGCAAAACGAGCAAAAAGAAGCAAAAGAGAAAGAACGAGAGGCGUCACUGAUGCGCGCAAUCUUUAAAGCAUAUGGAAGAGAGUUGACCAUUUAUGGGGUUUGGCUGUUUCUUGAAGAGGCCAUCAAAUUGUCCCAACCGCUCUUCAUGGGAAGAUUGAUCCGAUAUUUUCGAUUUGACACUCCUUUAACACAGCAAGACGCUUUUCUAUCAGCUGCCGGAGUUGCCAUUACGGGUUUCAUUGUCGUGACAAUUCAUCAUCCAUAUUUCUACGGAUUGCAAAGGAUUGGCUUGAAGAUCAAGAUUGCCGCUUCUGGGCUUUUGUCGGAGAAAGGUUUCGGUUUGAGCAGUGCGGCUCUCCGUGACACCUCAGUCGGUCAUCUCGUCAAUUUGCUCUCCACCGAUGUCAUGAAAUUUGACAUGGCUUUUGUCUUCUUUCACUAUUUAUGGGUUUCCCCACUACUUUUGAUCGGCUACGGGUGCGCGAUUUGGUCACAAAUUGGAGUGAUUUGUCUUGCCGGAUUUGGAGCCUAUUUUUUGCUGUUCCCAAUUCAAAAGUACAUCUCAACAAAGAUGGGCAUCUACCGGCGAUCCGUGGCGAUGAGGACCGAUAAGAGAAUUUCGCUGAUGAACGAGAUUUUGAACGGGAUUCGUUUGAUCAAAAUGUACUCCUGGGAGGAUGCGUUUGCUGACAUUGUGAAGGAGUUGAGGACAAAAGAAAUGGAUAUGAUUCGAAAACAAGCCUCUUGCCAAUCACUUCUCAUGGGUCUCUUUUGGCCAAGCGGGAAAAUGGUCGUGCUCUUCGUCGCCCUUGCCUAUUACCUCCAAGGAGAACUUUUGCUAGCUGAGCCGAUCUUUGUGGCGAGUGCUCUUUUCAACUCUUGCCGCCUUCCCGUUAUGCUCUUUUUGCCAAUCGGUAUCGCAAUGUUCCAGGAAGCAAGGGUUUCAGCGAAAAGGAUUCAAACAUUCUUGGACCUUGACGACUUCAACGCAAUUGAAGCACCAAAAGAGGAACGAGUUGAGAAAGACGAUGGAGUUCAUUAUGAGUUGACUCUGAAUGGAACUUCUGAAAAAAAGCCACUUAUUGAUAACGGAAACGGUUUUUCCACUAUGGAUUCGUGGUGUCAUCUGGAGCCGGAGAGUUCGAAAGACGCGAAAGUCAUAUUGGAGAACUUCUCGGCGACAUGGGAAAGCCCGAGUGAAUGGGAGAAGAAAAUAGCAAAUCCCGAAGCCCCAAUGCAAGCGCAAGCAAUAAAGGACAUCUCCGUCACAGUUACAAAAGGAAAGCUCGUCGGUGUGAUUGGUCCUGUUGGAGCUGGAAAGUCCUCUCUCCUGGCCUCAGUGUUGAGAGAAACAACUCGUACAGCUGGAAAGUUAACCGUUCACGGAAAAGUUGCCUAUUGCUCACAAGAUGCGUGGAUAUUUGGAGGAACGAUUCGAGACAAUGUUCUGUUCGGAAAAGCAUACAAUGCUGAGCUUUAUGAGGAAGUUAUCGAGAUGUCAGCGUUGAAACAAGAUCUUGCUGAGAUUCAAAACGGUGAUCAAAAUAUUGUCGGUGAUCGAGGAUUGGCGUUGAGUGGAGGGCAGAGAGCACGAUUGGCACUGGCGAGAGCGCUUUAUAGUCAAGCUGACAUUUACCUCCUGGAUGACCCACUCUCCGCUGUCGAUGCAGCUGUUGGACGCUUCAUCUUUGACAAAUGUAUCCGACAAUACUUGAAAGAGAAAGUCGUCAUCCUUGUCACUCACCAAUUGCAAUUUGUCGGGAAAGCCGAUGAGAUUGUUUUGAUGAAGGAUGGAGCCGUUGCUGUACAAGGGACACCGAAAGAAUUGAGGGAAUCGAACUCGAAAAUUGUGUUGCAAUUGAUGCAUGAAACCGCUCGAACCUAUGGCGUUCGACGAUCGGUCAGUGUGAGCAGUGGACACUCAAAUGAGCCCGAAGAGUUUGACGAAGAAGAAGUUUUCGAUGAGAAUUUUGGUCCAAAACUGGAAGAAAUUCAAGGAACGAGUGAACCAUCUGGACAAAUAGAAGAGGAUCGAGCUGAAGGAGCUGUGCCAUGGUCAGUCUAUUGGCGCUACAUCACCGCAAUGGGCACUUGUCAAAUCAUCCCUGCUCUUCUUUUCACAUUUUUUGUUCAAAUUCUAUUCAAUUUCACCGAUUUUUGGCUGAAUCUUUGGACAACAGCGUCGGAGAAAGUAAUGAAGUUAACGAAUAUUACAGCUGUGGAAGAGAUUCCAGAUUUCAAGGAUAAUAUCAACUUCUUUGGUCACCAUAUUUCCUUGAGUCUUGAUGGGUACAUGUGGAUUUUCGCGGUCACCUCAACAAUUGUUGUUAUCAGCUCUGUGCUCAGAUGUGUUUGGGUUCGUUUGCUUGAAACGGUCGCCUCGGAGACUCUUCACAAGGAAAUGUUCCACGCUGUUGUAAACACAGAGACCGAGUUCUAUGACACAAAUCCGAUUGGACGAGUACUCAAUCGCUUUUCUAAAGAUAUUCACACAAUGGAUGAACCGUUGGCCUUUGUGUUCUUUGAAUUCAUCUUGGGCGUCCUUGCAAUCAUUGGCUCAGUUGCGAUGAUCUUUUUCGUGAAUCCAUGGAUCUUCCUUAUCUGCAUUCCACUGUGUUUGCUCUUUUGGGUUGUUCGAGCGCUCUAUUUGGCCACGUCAAGAGAUGUGAAGCGAUUGGAGGCAAUCACCCGAUCCCCUCUCUACACUCACAUCUCAUCAGUGAUGCAGGUCAUUCACGAUUAUCAUGGAAAGAUGAACAUCAACUCAGCUGCUUUCAUUCUCACAUUAACCACUUCUCGUUGGUUCGCUGUACAAAUCGAUCUAAUCGUCACACUUUUUGUCUCAUUUGUCGCCUUUGCUUGCGUCUUGUCACCAAUGGUCUUUUCUUCUGGAGAAGUGGCGCUGAUGUUGGUUUACGCGAUUCAAUUAACCGGUUUCUUCUCAUGGAUCAUGCGACAAUCGGCUGAGCUUCAGAAUGGGAUGGUCUCCGUUGAGCGCAUCGUGAACUUCUGCGGUUUACCAAACGAGCACGCCGAAGAGGGAUUGACAAAGAUCCCAGCUCAUUGGCCAAGCCAGGGUGAGAUCAAAUUUGACAAUUUCUCCCUCCAAUAUCGAGAUGUGAAUCAAUUUGCUUUGCAAGAGAUCUCCGUGCAAAUUGCGAGUCAUCAAAAGAUUGGAGUCGUUGGGAGGACUGGGGCUGGGAAGUCCUCACUUUUGAGAGCUCUCUUCAGAAUGAACAAGAAAUCAACAGGAAAAAUCUACAUUGAUGGAGUUGACAUUGCGAGCAUUCCUUUGAGAGAUCUCCGAGCUCAUUUGGCCAUCAUCCCACAGGAACCAGUCCUUUUCGUGGGAACACUUCGUCGAAACCUCGACCCAUUCAAUGAGCAUUCGGAUGAGGAUUUGUGGACAGCUCUCGAACAAGUCGAACUGAAAGAUGCGGUUGCUGAAUUAAACGGAAAAUUGCAAGCAGAGAUGAAUGAAGGAGGAGCCAAUUUCUCGGUUGGUCAACGCCAACUCGUUUGCUUGGCUCGAGCCUUGUUAAGGAAUUCAAAGAUUUUGGUGAUUGAUGAAGCGACGGCCAAUGUUGAUUUACAGACUGAUGCUCUGAUCCAAAAGACGAUUCGCAAGAGGUUUGCCGAGAGCACCGUGUUAACAAUUGCUCAUCGCUUGCAUACGAUUAUGGACUCGGAUCGAGUCAUGGUGCUCCAAGACGGUCGUGUUGUCGAAUUCGACCAUCCCUAUCUUCUCCUAAGCAAUCCGGAGUCAACUUUCUCAGCGCUAGCAAAUGAAACCGGUCGAGAUACGGCCGCUCAACUGCUCUCCGUCGCUAAAGCCACUUAUGAGGCCCAAAAU